GAUGGCAGUGGUGAUGGGGUUGUUGUUCCUGGACGCAAGAAAAAGCUGCUGCUCUUCCCGGGCAAACCCUGUGUGCUGAGAAGGAAAGCGGAAUCUUUAGAGCGGGCCAGCAGGCUUGAUUGAGAAGCAUUUGCCAGCUUUUUUGUUGUCCUUUUGCGAGACACGCACAGUGCAGCGCCAAGCUGCAACAGCGAACAACUCCUACCACAACAAACCCACCUUUGCCUCUUUGGGGAAUCGGAGACUUGGCCGCCUUGUGUAUGCUGCGUCCUAUUGUUUAAACAUUGACUGGGGUCUAGGGAACCCGAAGAGCGAGCCCCCUCCCUUAUUCCCCACCCCACCCGUGGACUACCUCCCUUUUCCCAAACUCCCUUUCCGGAGGAGGGAAAAGCUGACUGGAGAGCUGAAGGGGCUGGAACCAGUUGGGCUGCUCUUUAUUGAAACCCCAGAGUCAGGUGCACCGUCGGGAAUUGCGGACAGCCCAUCUUUGUGGGGCAUCUUUCUUGUAUAGGGCUGUGGGCCGGCAAGAUCAAACGUAGGGAAAAGUUCCUGGACUUUAAAGGGACCACCUUAUUUUUUCCCCGGUGACUGCAAAGGGAUCCUCUCGGAGGGCCAGGAACCCCUCAUCUGGCUCAACUAGAUUCAGUUUCUACCUUUCCCAUCAGGUGUGUGUGCAGAGCUACUGUAUCCGGGAAACGAGGGGGGGGGUGUCACACACACACACACACACACACACACACACACAUGCAUGACAUUCAGCUGCUGUCUUUUCUUCUCAGUUCAUUUCAUCCCCGCUUGCCAUACACCCCGGAGCUGUGGAUAAUACUACCACUAUAGACCACAGGACUACUCUGGCCGGAUGCUCAACCUGAACAUCUACACUUCUUGAAAAUAGCCCCUGCCUGCCUAAUUAGGAAACAUUCUCAAAGCCUGUACUCAUUCAGUCUUGAAGAUUUCUUGCUAAACUUGGCCUUCUCAUCCCUCCUCCCAAAGAGUGGUGGUAGAGAGAAGGAACACCAAGAAGCCUCUUUGGGAAAUGACUCGUCCUUCCUGUUUGAUUACCAUUUGACAAUUUUCCUUGCCUCCAAACUGGGUCUUGAAGAGGUUUGGGAGGUUGAUUUGCGGAGCCCUGCUUUUCCCAGAAGUGCAUGUGCGUUUUACAAACCGUCCUCCGGCUAGUGAACGCACUGCUCAGUGCGGCUGUGGCUGCAGGUUGGGAGAAGAGUGCGUGAACUGAGCUGCGGUUAGCCCAGGCGCCCACCCUCGCCAUCCCCGGCUGCUUGUGUGGUGCUCUGUGGCGGCCACUGGUCGCAAUGCAGUUUCGCAGAAAGCGUGCAGUUCUAGGCAAACGCGGAUAGUGUGGCUGGUAGCUCGCUGGACUCGAGUUUGUUUCGCUGGCGGGGGCUUUUUUUUUUUUUUUUGCCUCUCCCCUACCCUGUUUAAGUUGACCUCUCUCCCUCUCCUUCCCCCCCACUUCCCUGUACCUUCCCUGUCUCUCAUAAAACACGCCUCCAGAAAUCGAUAACCGGAGAGAACCUUUCUGGUUUGUAAGGGGUGAACGUGUGUGUUUUCAGAUAACACACACACACGCACACGCACACACAGCCUCGUCCUGCACCGUCUUUGCCGUCAGGAGGAGAACGAGGAUUCGGCUGCUUUUACCGCCAACUUGAUCUUUGGACAAGAGGGGACGCGUACAAACCUUCGGACUUAUUGCUGGACUCUCCAACCUUGGUGUUCAGUAAAGUCGGGCACUGUACUGUUUGUUCUGUGAUCUUCGCAGAUCUAAACUUCCCGAAGUCGCGCCUGCCAGGAGGAGGGGUGGAGAUAACAGGGGGUGGGAGACGUGUGUGUGUGUGUUGCAGUGCAUUUAUUAUUAUCUUUAUUACUAUUACAUCCCCCCCUUUUUUGGAGGGGGGGCACUGUCGUCUGGCUCGAAGCUUUGAAUCUGUACCUCCGAUUUUUUGGAUUGUUCCCUGGGGGCGCGGGCGGAGUGGUAUCUUCAAGGGCUUGUUGGAGGAAGGCGAGACAGGAGGAGGAAGAUGUGUGGCUUCGGCUUUAAGAAGCUGUCCCUGUCGUUGGGAUUAGUGCUGCUAGUUCUGAGCAAGGUGGCGCCGCAGUCGUGCCCGGCGCAAUGCUCCUGCUCUGGGAGCACCGUAGACUGUCAUGGGCUGGCGCUGCGCAGCGUGCCGAGGAAUAUCCCUCGCAACACCGAGAGGCUGGAUUUGAAUGGAAAUAAUAUCACAAGAGUCACAAAGACGGAUUUUGCUGGCCUUAGACACCUCAGAGUUCUUCAGCUUAUGGAGAACAAGAUUAGUACUAUUGAAAGAGGAGCAUUUCAGGAUCUUAAGGAACUGGAGAGACUGCGUUUAAACAAAAAUAACCUUCAGCUGUUUCCUGAGUUGCUGUUUCUUGGGACUUCGAAGUUAUACAGGCUUGAUCUCAGUGAAAAUCAGAUUCAAGCCAUUCCAAGGAAGGCUUUUCGUGGUGCAGUUGAUAUUAAAAAUCUGCAACUGGAUUACAACCAGAUCAGCUGUAUUGAAGAUGGGGCAUUUAGGGCUCUACGGGACCUGGAAGUGCUCACUCUCAACAAUAACAACAUUACUAGACUAUCAGUGGCAAGUUUCAACCAUAUGCCAAAGCUUAGGACUUUUCGACUUCAUUCCAACAACCUCUACUGUGACUGCCACCUGGCCUGGCUCUCUGAUUGGCUCCGUCAAAGACCUCGAGUUGGCCUCUACACUCAGUGUAUGGGUCCAUCCCACCUGAGGGGCCAUAAUGUAGCUGAAGUUCAGAAACGUGAAUUUGUCUGCAAUGAUGAGGAAGAAGGUCACCAGUCAUUUAUGGCUCCCUCUUGCAGUGUGUUACAUUGUCCAGCUGCAUGUACCUGUAGUAACAAUAUUGUGGAUUGUCGUGGAAAAGGUCUUACUGAGAUACCUACUAAUCUACCAGAAACCAUCACUGAAAUACGGUUAGAACAAAAUUCAAUCAAGGUCAUCCCUCCUGGAGCUUUUUCACCAUAUAAAAAGCUUCGAAGAAUUGACCUGAGCAAUAACCAAAUCUCAGAGAUUGCACCAGAUGCUUUUCAUGGCCUACGAUCACUGAACUCACUUGUCCUCUAUGGAAAUAAAAUUACAGAACUUCCAAAAAGCCUGUUUGAAGGACUAUUUUCUUUACAGCUUCUACUACUGAAUGCUAACAAGAUAAACUGCCUCCGAGUAGAUGCUUUUCAAGAUCUCCACAACUUGAACCUUCUCUCCUUGUAUGACAACAAGCUGCAGACCAUUGCCAAGGGCACCUUUUCACCUCUGCGUGCUAUUCAGACUUUGCAUUUGGCUCAGAACCCAUUUAUUUGUGACUGCCAUCUGAAGUGGUUAGCGGAUUAUCUUCAUACAAACCCUAUUGAGACCAGUGGUGCCCGGUGCACUAGCCCUCGCCGGCUGGCAAACAAAAGGAUCGGCCAGAUCAAAAGCAAGAAAUUCCGCUGUUCAGCUAAAGAACAGUAUUUCAUUCCAGGCACAGAAGAUUAUCGAUCAAAAUUAAGCGGAGACUGCUUUGCAGAUCUGGCUUGCCCUGAAAAGUGUCGCUGUGAAGGGACUACAGUAGAUUGCUCCAAUCAAAAACUCAACAAGAUUCCAGAUCACAUUCCUCAGUACACUGCAGAACUCCGUCUCAAUAACAAUGAAUUUACAGUGUUGGAAGCUACAGGAAUCUUUAAGAAGCUCCCACAGCUACGUAAAAUAAACUUCAGCAACAAUAAGAUCACAGACAUUGAAGAAGGAGCAUUUGAAGGAGCCUCUGGUGUAAAUGAAAUUCUUCUCACUAGUAACCGGUUGGAAAAUGUUCGCCAUAAAAUGUUCAAGGGAUUAGAAAGCCUGAAAACUCUGAUGUUAAGAAGUAAUCGCAUAACCUGUGUAGGGAAUGAUAGUUUCAUAGGACUCAGUUCUGUCCGUUUGCUUUCGUUGUAUGACAAUCAAAUUACAACAAUUGCUCCAGGAGCUUUCGAUACCCUCCAUUCCUUAUCCACAUUAAACCUCUUGGCCAAUCCUUUUAACUGUAACUGCUACUUGGCUUGGUUGGGAGAUUGGCUUAGGAAGAAACGCAUCGUAACAGGAAAUCCUCGAUGUCAGAAACCUUACUUCCUAAAAGAGAUUCCCAUCCAGGAUGUUGCGAUUCAGGAUUUUACUUGUGAUGAUGGAAAUGAUGACAACAGUUGUUCUCCACUGUCCCGCUGCCCAGCAGAAUGUACUUGCCUUGAUACUGUGGUCAGAUGUAGUAACAAGGGCCUUAAAGCCUUGCCAAAGGGAAUACCAAAAGAUGUCACUGAACUGUAUUUGGAUGGGAACCAGUUUACCCUGGUUCCCAAGGAUCUUUCUAACUUCAAACAUUUAACACUUAUAGAUCUAAGUAACAACCGAAUCAGCACACUUUCUAAUCAGAGCUUCAGCAACAUGACACAGCUACUGACCUUAAUUCUUAGUUACAACCGUCUCCGAUGUAUACCCGCUCGGACCUUUGAUGGGUUGAAGUCUCUCCGUUUACUAUCUUUACAUGGAAAUGACAUUUCUGUUGUACCUGAAGGAGCUUUCAACGAUCUUUCCUCCUUAUCACAUCUAGCCAUUGGUGCAAACCCUCUCUACUGUGACUGCAAUAUGCAGUGGUUAUCAGACUGGGUCAAAUCAGAAUACAAAGAACCUGGAAUUGCUCGAUGUACUGGUCCUGGAGAAAUGGCAGACAAACUAUUGCUCACGACACCAUCCAAAAAAUUUACCUGCCAAGGUCCUGUGGAUAUUAACAUACUUGCUAAAUGUAAUCCAUGCUUAUCAAAUCCAUGUAAAAAUGAUGGCACCUGUAACAAUGAUCCUGUAGACUUCUAUCGAUGCACUUGCCCAUAUGGUUUCAAGGGCCAGGAUUGUGAUGUUCCAAUUCACUCCUGCAUCAGUAACCCGUGCAAACAUGGUGGAACUUGUCACUUAAAAGAAGGAGAAAAAGACGGAUUCUGGUGUACUUGUGCCGAUGGAUUUGAAGGAGAAAAUUGCGAAGUGAAUGUUGAUGACUGUGAAGACAAUGACUGUGAAAAUAAUUCCACCUGUGUUGAUGGAAUUAACAACUACACAUGCCUUUGCCCACCUGAGUACACAGGUGAGUUGUGUGAGGAGAAACUCGAUUUUUGUGCCCAGGACCUUAACCCCUGCCAGCAUGACUCAAAGUGCAUCCUGACACCAAAGGGAUACAAAUGCGAUUGCACCCCUGGAUAUGUAGGUGAGCACUGUGAUAUUGACUAUGAUGACUGUCAGGACAACAAGUGUAAGAAUGGAGCCCAUUGUACAGAUGCAGUGAAUGGCUAUACUUGCAUCUGCCCUGAAGGUUACAGCGGCUUAUUUUGUGAGUUUUCUCCACCAAUGGUUCUACCUCGCACCAGCCCUUGUGAUAAUUUUGAGUGUCAAAACGGAGCCCAGUGCAUCAUAAAGAUAAAUGAACCGAUAUGUCAGUGUCUGUCGGGCUACCAGGGUGAAAAGUGUGAAAAGCUGGUCAGUGUCAAUUUUGUCAACAAGGAAUCUUAUCUUCAAAUACCUGCAGCCAAGGUUCAGCCUCAGACAAACAUCACUUUACAGAUUGCCACAGAUGAGGACAGUGGAAUUCUUCUGUAUAAAGGUGACAAAGAUCAUAUAGCCGUGGAGCUGUAUCGUGGGCGUGUGCGGGCCAGCUACGACACAGGAUCUUAUCCGGCAUCUGCCAUUUACAGCGUGGAGACAAUUAAUGAUGGAAAUUUUCAUAUAGUGGAACUGAUUGCAAUGGGUCAGAGUCUGUCACUAUCCAUUGAUGGUGGAAGCCCCAAAACCAUUACCAACUUAUCAAAGCAAUCCACUCUGAAUUUUGACUCCCCACUUUAUGUAGGAGGAUGCCCGGAAAGAAAAAUGUCCGCAGCUCUGCGCCAGGCCCCGGGACAGAACGGAAACCAAGUUUUCCAUGGGUGCAUUCGGCACCUGUACAUCAACAGUGAGACUUCAAAGACUUCGAGGAAGGUGGGCCUGAUUGCAGUACAGGCGAUUCUGCCUGGGUGUGCAUGCCAUAAAAAGGUGUGUGCCCAUGGAACAUGCCAGGCAUCAAGCCAGUCAGGGUUCACCUGUGAUUGUGAAGAAGGAUGGAUGGGGCCACUGUGUGACCAGCGGACCAAUGCCUGUCUUGGAAAUAAAUGCAUGCAUGGAACAUGCUUGCCAAUCAAUGCAUUUUCCUAUAGUUGCAAAUGUCUGGAAGGCCAUGGAGGUGUCUUAUGUGAUGAGGAGGAAGAGCUGUUUAACCCCUGCCAGUCCAUCAGAUGUAAGCAUGGAAAAUGUCGACUUUCUGGGCUCAGACAGGCCUAUUGUGAAUGCAAUAGUGGAUACACUGGGGAAAGCUGUGACCGAGAAGUCUCUUGUAGAGGGGAACGCAUCCGAGAUUACUAUCAAAAGCAGCAGGGCUAUGCUGCCUGUCAGACAACCAAAAAGGUAUCCAGACUAGAAUGCAAAGGCAGCUGCUCAAGUGGUCAGUGCUGUGGACCUCUGAGGAGCAAGAGACGGAAAUAUUCUUUUGAAUGCACUGAUGGGUCGUCCUUUGUGGACGAGGUGGAGAAAGUGGUGAAAUGUGGCUGUACGAGGUGCCCCUCCUAAACAUGUCCCCAGCACCUUUGUCUUUGAAAAUGUUGUAUACUUAUUGACCAUGUCGGACUAAUUAAUGCUUCAUAGUGGAAAUAUUUGAAAUAUAUUGUAAAAUACAGAACAGACUUAUUUUUAUUAUGAGAAUAAAGACUUUUUUUCUGCAUUUGCAAAAGAUUGAAGUGCUUGAACUAAGACUUCUCCUAGGCCAGAGGGAGCUUGAACAGAAAGACAAUAUAAAGAGCAUUACAGCAGUGAAGGGAAGAAGCAUAACUGCUUUUAACGUGGAUUCUUCUUUAUAACGUGCUGAAGACAAAUGGAUGCAAUACCCAAGGGCCAUUCAGCCUACAGAGCAUUGAUGAAAAAUUCACCUGAACAGAAGGCUUAUUAUAUGUGCACUCAUUCAUAUCAGUACAUAUCACUGUUCCAUUAGAGGAUACCAAGCGUGCACACGUGCACACACACACAGGACAAAUACAUGCACACAUAUAGGAAUGGGGAUACAAGUUGGGUGAAUUGGAAUCCAGAGUAUACAGAUAAGAAAGGCAUUUGGGGCAUAAUUUGAAAAUAUCCUGGAGAGAUGGGUUCUAGUAAUGGAAAAAGGAUUUGGGUUUAAAACAUGAGGAAUGAGAUCUCUUAAAAUAUUCUCAAGAUAUAUUCUUAACGUCAAGCAUGUUAGCAAAAGAAGCACACAAAAGUAUUCAUCUACCUUUUUCCAGUAUUAUUUUUUGUAAUAUAAAUUUCAAAGGGGACACAGAACCAAUAGAUUAUUGAUGGAUAAAUUAGUAAUAUGAUUUUUUUUUGUUUCUAUGAGUUUAAACAGCCCUAUACAGUAUUCAAUUUCAUUGAGAAAUAUUUAUUGUAUCAAAGUACUUUGUACUUAACAUUUUUAGGCCAUCCCUUUUACUGUUUUUCAAUUGUUUAAUAUAUAUUAAUUUAUAUUUGUCCUGAUAUUUUUGUAUUUUGGAUUUUUAAGAAUUAAAAUCAGGAUUUAUUAUUAUUAUGUUAUUAUUUUUGCAAUAGGACUAACAUAGCCUGUUGUCUUGAGGUAAAUAUUUUUGUUCUGGUUGUUUUGCUUAGCAUCUGCCUUCUGGUGUUACUAUAAGAACGUAAAACCAAAAGCGACCAUUUGACCUUUGGUUAUAAAUGCUGUCAACAUUCAGGACACCUCCCAAGAACCUCUAAAGGACAAGAGGAAAAUUUCAUCUUGUUAGAUGGCAACUGUAGAGAAGGGAAUGUUCCCAGUUCAACUUAUACAUCCCCCAAAUAAGAUGGUGUACAGAAAAAUGACACUAGGAAAUAGACUUUUUUUUACAAAUUAAUAUUUCCUCAGAGUUCUUUACCCUUAAAAAACCUGUAACAUGAAGAACUGUGACUUUUUUCCAAAUAAUAAAACUACUUUAUUACCUUGUUCCCUAUGUUAACAUGUUUGCUGCUAAAUGACAACGUAGAAUUGGUAAUGAUUUAGAGUGGGUUGUGCUCUGCUUUCUUUAAAAUCCCAGGGUACCCUGUAAAAAUGCAGAUGUUUCUUUCCAUUUUUUUUAAACCAAGAAAAUUAGAUGUACAUGUAUAAUGCAGUGUGCUUUGUCUUAUCUGGACUAAUAUCAGUAAUGCUACUGAUGUUUGUAAAUUAAACAGAUACUUACUUCAUUAACA
Molecule: messenger RNA, 8291 nt
Organism: Dromiciops gliroides (monito del monte)
Lineage: Eukaryota; Metazoa; Chordata; Mammalia; Microbiotheria; Microbiotheriidae
Gene: SLIT2
Product: slit guidance ligand 2
Biological process (GO): negative chemotaxis; negative regulation of cell growth; retinal ganglion cell axon guidance
Molecular function (GO): calcium ion binding; Roundabout binding; heparin binding
Source: RefSeq, a predicted model, not a curated record